AUGUCUGUCCAAUCGUUGACUUACGAGUCGAUAUUUGAGUCGUUUGUCCGCCAAAAGUCAUUUAAAUGCCAUUACGACGGAUGCGACAAAGGGUUCGCCACUCAAAGCAGAUUGGAUUUGCAUAUAAGCAAAAGACAUGCCAUCGAUGGCAGCGCACAGUCCGGGAAACCGAUCGGCAGAUCAUCUCAUGUCAAACACCAGUCAUUGAGUGCAGCACUCGAUGGUAUACAACAGAUACCAAUCAUCAGUACUGCUGACACUUCACCGCCGCUGAUAAUAACCACAACCACUACUACUUCCAGUGCUGACCGACAAUCGGUGGACAUUAAGUACAAUAAUUCUUCAGCCGAUAUCAGAGGCCAACCGUUGACGCCAUCACUUGAUGUCAUUUAUCAGACAUCAAACGCGACAACAGUUGUGCCAUCACUGCCACAAACAGUGACCACUUCCAGCGCCGACAGCCAAUUGGUGGACAUUAUUAUCGAUAACAACUUUUUAAUUCAAUACUCAAGUGAUUCGGACUCUGAUAUCGAACUCAUUGGUAGAGUUCCGGCGCCCAAACGGCCCGCACGUAACCGAUCGCCCGUUGAUAUCAAGCCAUCGCUCAUAGACUCCAUACCUCUGGUGCCGGAAAUACCCAAACGGCCCGCACGUAACCGAUUGCCCGUUGAUAUCAAGCCAUCGCUCAUAGACUCCAUACCUCUGGUGCCGGAAAUAGUCAACAAAGCGCCCGAAGCGGUCAUAACGUUGACGAGCGCUGGCGAUGAGCUAAUCCGUGACAUCGCGCCCGGCAUACGGGUAGUCAAGAAGCGUAAAGCGCUCGUAGAUCCCCGACUGGCCGCUAAAACUACCAGAACAACUGCACCCGAUCUGAUCCCAUGCUCAUACAUGGGCUGCCGCCAGACAUUUAACACCCAAUCAUUACUGUCGACACAUAUGCAGUCCGUCCACUCAUGGGGGCAGUUGUCGGCCGAUCAGCGCUUUCCGUGCGAUAAAUGUCACCUCAAGUAUAGCACAGAACUCGCGCUUCACAACCAUCAAGCGUUGGCGCACCCGAAGCCCACGCCCACCACCACUGAGAAACCCUCACCAGAGCUGAUCCCGUGUCCAUACAUUGCCUGUCGGCAGACAUUCACAUCGCAAUCAUUACUGUCCACUCAUUUACAGUCCGUCCACUCGAACGAGCGGUUGUCGGUCGUGCGGUGCCAUAUAUGCCAACUCAAGUACACGAAACUACUGGCCCUCAACCGGCACCAGGCGUUGGCGCACCCGAAGUCGGGGCCGCCGCCGGUGUCUACCCCUGUGCCCAACCCUAAGCCCAGUUGGAAGCGGAAUGAUAGGCACCACUGCCCGUACGCCGGCUGUUACAUGAAAUAUCACACCUCGUUAUUACUGUUUGGUCACAUGCAGCUCAUCCACUCGUACGGCACUGUCAACGAGUGGUCGGCCGGUGAGCCCUCAUAUGACACUUAUCUGUGCGAUAAAUGCCAUCUCAAGUACAGGACUCAACUGCACGUUCGCCUACACCAGGCGUUGGCCCACCCGAUGCCACCCGAGCUCAAUGUGGCCGACAAUAAUAACAGUGGCUUCACGUGCGACACAUGUCAUCUGCAUCUCACUAGGAUUGUGCCGUUUAUGGCCCACGUGUGCACAGAGCACCCACCGGUGCCGACACCGGGCCGACACAUACGCUGUGACGGGUGCGGCGAUUUUGAGCGCAAAAAGAAGCGCAACCAAUCAAAAGCGUUUAUUUCUCAAAAACAGAUGUCAACAUGGAAAUUUCUUACCGAUAUUGAUAUCGGUAAAAUUCUGGCCUACAAAGACCAGGUACCCGAAGAGUCCAGCAAAUCAUCAAAUCAUCGCCGCAUUUAA
Medioppia subpectinata is the source of this 1872-nucleotide messenger RNA. The record is from the annotation of a GenBank genome assembly. NCBI's taxonomy places the organism in Eukaryota, Metazoa, Arthropoda, Arachnida, Sarcoptiformes, Oppiidae.